This is a messenger RNA of Cataglyphis hispanica, 1102 nucleotides long. RefSeq names its product calaxin. Lineage: Eukaryota; Metazoa; Arthropoda; Insecta; Hymenoptera; Formicidae. The record is from RefSeq and is a predicted model, not a curated record. The transcript has 4 exons. Gene Ontology annotation, molecular function: calcium ion binding. The coding region runs from base 1 to 906 and encodes 301 amino acids.
AUGUCCGGGCAACGGAGCGCCACGUCGACAGGGGGAGAUCAGUCGGGCGUCGGCGUCGGCGUCGGCGCCGAGCGUCCACCUAACAUAAGCAUUCGUGCCGGUGCGACGCUCAUCAAGAGCGUUUCCCUAUUUCUGACAAGCGGUCGCAAGGCAUCUGUCAACUCAAAACGGCAAAGCUGCGCGGCGUCCGGCAAGGGCGAGCCGCCGAGGAGAAGACGUCGCAGAAGGAUGACGGAGGGCGGGGGCGGGAGAAACUCCGCGUACAUCGUCAAAGUGAUCGAGUCUCUUAAAAAAAAGACGAGAUUUUCCAGGGUGGAAUUAGACAAUCUCUGCAAAUUUUACAAGAAGUUAACUACCAAUUCCAAUCAACAACAAGUUGAACGAUCAAUAUUCAUCGGUAGAAGGCUACAAUCGAGACCAGCUGUCGAGGGAAUCGACAGAGGUAUUUUUCGAGAACUUCUCCACAAUACAUUUCAUGUGAUUACGGAGGAUACUUUAGUGGAGCGUCUAUUCUGCUGCUGGGAUCGAGAGAUCGAGAGCGUUAUUCGAUUAGAGCCUUGGAUCAUGGGACUUGAUGUAUUUUUGCGAGGCAAUUUACGUGAUAGGAUCACUUUCUGCUUUCGUGUAUAUGAUUUGAACAACGAUGGAUAUAUCACAAAGGAUGAAAUCUUUCAAUUACUUAAAAAUUGCCUGAUAAAGCAGCCUGGUGAAGAAGAUCCAGACGAAGGAGUGAAAGAUUUAUCGGAACUAGCUUUAAAGAAGCUCGACGUCGAUCACGAUGGUAAAAUAUCUUUUCAUGAUUAUGAAAUAGCGAUUAAAGAAGAACCGUUAUUACUAGAAGCGUUCGGACAAUGUUUACCUACAGAAGAAAGCUGUUCAGCCUUUCUGGCGACUCUCCAACCCUGAACACACGCAAAAGAUCAUUUUUUUCUAGAUUUCUGUAAUAAAUACGUUUUAUUAAUAAUAUGAGAUUUUCAACAAUCUCGAUUAGUCACUCUCUAAAAAAAAUUUCUUCUUUUUAUUACAUUUUAUUAUUUAAAGUAAUAUUUAUAAAUGUACAAUAUGUGCAUAUCUGUACAUAAAAGCAAAUCGUCCAAUUGAA